GAAACAAAGCAAUCAUAAUAAUCCAUCCGCCUUCCAACUUUUGGUUACUUCAUACCUACGCACACCUCUUUUGUUUUUCCGACUGUCUCUUUGAUUGAACCAUAAUCUGUCUUGUCUGUCUUCUAAUCUGAUCCAUCCAUCCAUGGUUUAGUAGGAGAGGGUCUAACAAUGCGGCUGUUUCCCUUAAUUUCUUGGAAAGAGCAGAAGAACACAUCAAAUAACCAUGCUUUGAUGUAUCUAAAUGUUUAUGAUCUCACUCCUGUUAACAACUACAUGUACUGGUUUGGUUUGGGCGUUUUUCACUCUGGAAUUGAAGCACAUGGUAUGGAAUAUGCAUUCGGAGCCCACGAAUAUCCAAGCAGUGGGGUGUUUGAGGUGGAACCAAGAAGUUGCCCAGGUUUUGUCUUCAGGCGGUCCAUUCUUUUGGGCAGCACGGAUAUGUCAUCUACAGAGUUCCGUUUAUUUAUGGAACAUCUUUCUAAUAAAUAUCAUGGCGACACCUAUCAUUUGAUUGCUAAAAAUUGCAAUCAUUUUACUGAUGAAGUCUCUACACGUCUCACUGGAAACCCCAUUCCGCGAUGGGUCAAUCGUUUAGCUAAACUAGGUUCUUUAUGCAACUGUCUACUGUCGGAGAAAAUUCAAGUUCGGGCUGUUGGACACAUACCUGAGCAUGGGACAUAUUCUGGUGACCAAGGAUCAGAAUCCGGCUAUUCAUCUUUAACAAUGCUGAGCGAAGGGGAGGAUGAAGAUGAGGAGGAUAGCCAUCAUCAUGAUCAUGUUCAUGAUCAUCUGCUCACUGCACCGAACAUGGAUGUCGCGUUUCUGCAGGAUAAACCAGUGAAACUGGGUACUGCGUAAAAAGCAGUCUUGAAUUUGUUGUAAGUGGUGUUUGUGAUGGUUGUGCAUAUAUUUAUUUUAUUAUCAAGGGUGUAGAUUAUAAAUACUAUAAGAAUUUAGGUAGUGGUGACGGGUGAAUAGGUUAUUUUUAAAUGUAUUCCGAUAUAUUAAACUUUGUUUGUUGAUAAGAGUAUUUGUUGUAAAAAAA
This is a messenger RNA of Helianthus annuus (common sunflower), 1045 nucleotides long. RefSeq names its product deSI-like protein At4g17486. The transcript is spliced from 5 exons. Gene Ontology annotation, biological process: protein deubiquitination. The coding region runs from base 169 to 858 and encodes 229 amino acids. Gene Ontology annotation, molecular function: deubiquitinase activity. Lineage: Eukaryota; Viridiplantae; Streptophyta; Magnoliopsida; Asterales; Asteraceae. The record is from RefSeq and is a predicted model, not a curated record.